AUGGUGUGUUGGGUCACUCAUUGUGAAACAGAGGGCGUAAUAGCACCAAAUCUAAGAACAUCAAGAGGAAUUGACAAUCUAGAAAGAGUUUUCUUAACCAACAAUUUCAGGUCUAUUCAAUUACUUCAAAGAACUCUUUCUUUACUUCGAUCUUUGCAUACCCAAUUGACCCUUUUGGUUCAAAAACUUCAUCUUCCAGUUGGUGACAAAUGGCUUGAUGAAUACAUGGAUGAAAGCUCCAAGCUUUGGGAAGCUUGUCAUGUUCUUAAGUCUGGCAUUUCAGGCAUAGAAAACUAUUACUCUGCUUCUUCUAACAUCAAUUCGACUCUUGAUUCUCAUAUUCACAUCACCCCUCAAAUAUCUCGCCAGGUUGUAAGAGCGAUAUCAGUUUGUAGAAGAGAAGUGGUUGGGUUGGAAGAAGAGAAUCGUGCUUUGACGGAAACAAGGAUUCAACCACUUUCAUUGCGUUUUGACGAGAGAGUUUCAAUUGAAUCGAAGCUGAAUGGUUUCAGAGGAGUGUUAUACGCAAUGAGAAAUGUGAGUUCGUUGUUAUUAAUGAUUCUGAGAGGGACUUUUGGUGUUCUUAGGCCUGGUGCUGAUAAUCUUGUGGCAAAAAUAUUCAUGGCUAUAUUAUAA
Messenger RNA from Vicia villosa (hairy vetch), 636 nucleotides. RefSeq lists its product as uncharacterized. The coding region runs from base 1 to 636 and encodes 211 amino acids. The transcript has 3 exons. Lineage: Eukaryota; Viridiplantae; Streptophyta; Magnoliopsida; Fabales; Fabaceae. The record is from RefSeq and is a predicted model, not a curated record.